This is a messenger RNA of Entamoeba invadens IP1, 3876 nucleotides long. Its product is annotated as actin-binding protein, putative. Gene Ontology annotation, molecular function: phosphatidylinositol-4,5-bisphosphate binding; actin filament binding. The record is from RefSeq and is a predicted model, not a curated record. The annotation marks the transcript as partial. Gene Ontology annotation, biological process: cytoskeleton organization; barbed-end actin filament capping; actin filament severing. The transcript has a single exon. Lineage: Eukaryota; Evosea; Mastigamoebida; Endamoebidae.
CCAACACGAAUAUUGGAUGUGAAGAAAUGUGAAGUCUCCCGAUUUGUUGUUGUGAACAAUCGCACUGACACACUUCUCACAGUAUCAUUCUCUUUACCACGAAAAGAUGGGGUGGAUCUGUAUCAAGAGGAUUUGUACACAAAUGUGGCCUCUGGAGUACCCGAGUGCACUUCCAAAGAAUGGCUUGUUCCAACGGCGGACGACGGGCAGAAGAGAGGAUCUAGACAGUCAUUGACAGGGUCUGGAAGCAAUAGAAAUUCCAGACGGAGAAGUAGUGUAUCAUUGCGACCAAGAAACAUGAAGAGUGUCUAUGAUGUCAGUGCUGAAGAAGGUGGAAAAGACCGAAAAAUAGAGUUACUUGAAAAGAUGAAAUUAAAGACUGGGAUGAAGAUGAAGAAGUUGAAAACGUCUGGAGUUUUUGAAGAGAUAGUAAGAGGGUGGAUGUGGAAUUCAUUUGUUCCACGAUGGUGUGAGUUGACCGAGAGGAACUUGAUGUUGUUUAUGAAUAGAGAUGACUCACUUCCAACCACUAUCAUAGACUUGUUACAUAUCACUGAUUUUGUAGAGGCUGAAAUGGUUCAGGGAAAGUUUCCAAUUAUAAUCAAAUUGGAUGAGACUUGUGAGGAAGUAGCAAAGGGCACUGCGCAGAAACAAUACUUGUAUUUUGUCGACUCUAAAAAGCACGCCGACGAGUGGGUAGCUACUUUUAACAUUAUGAAAGAGUUGGCAGAAACGUUACACGCGGAGGAGGAAGAACGAGAGAAGAAAGAAAAGGCGCAUGAGGAACUUGAAGAUUUUGAGAAGGAAAAACAAAAGAAGAAGUAUGAUGUAUGUGGUCUUUUGUACGUCGUCAAGCCGUCCUUGUUCAGUACAAUCAAGCACAGAUUCUUCUAUAUUGAGAAGGGUGUUUUAUACAGUCAGAACAUCACUUGGUGGACUCAACAACCAACAGGAAUUCCAGAGAUGGAAUGCUUUUUGAAUCGAAUUAUCCAUCUUAGUAGUUCAGAGGGUAUCUUCCCACCUUCAUAUGGAAAGACCACAUUCCAAUUGACCACUAAAGGAAGUGUUAUGCACUUGGCAUGUUCCAAUUACAAAGACUAUGAGAUGUGGAUCAAUGCAUGCACUCCAAAUAUGUUAAAAGGAGAGGAAGACGAGGAUGAUUUGGACGCAUUCAGACGAUCUGCAGCGCAAGAUGAAAUGGAUUAUUUCUUCUCUGGACUUUUUGGUGGGUAUUCGAAGAUCUUUGUAUCACUUGUUGCGAAUGAAAUCUUCAUAUUUAAGAACAAAAUCGACACCACUCCCCUUGUCAAAAUAUUUUUAAAUGAUGUUGAAACAAUCGAAACCAAACCCGAGACGCAGGAAUUGUUUGUCACUAUGAAAAACAAAACUAUUGUUCAUAAAUUCCGAACCCCCGAGUGUGAGACUUGGAAAGACGAAAUUUUGCAGAGAAAGAAGAAGACGUCGGAUGUCUUGACUUCUUUGGGAAUUCGAAACAAUAUUUUGACGCUUGAUAACACGAUCAACGACGAGUAUGUCCUCCAGACGUCAAAUGACAGUGAAAGCAUCUUCCAAGAUACUAACUUGUUUUUGAAAGGGGAGUAUACCCUCCUCCUCCAAAUUAAAGGACGUUUGAGGUUGAGAAGUUUCCUUGUGCCACUUGCUCAAGAACAGUUGAAUCCGUGCAACUCGUAUAUCUUGGCGUGUAAACAAGGGAUGUAUGUCUGGCAAGGACAGUACGCGCCUCGUGUGAAUCGAGCAAAAGCCAUUGAAUUGGCGCAACGGUGGGCGACCAAAGAAAGAGACGGGUGUAUGGUGAAGGUUAUGGUCCAAGGGAAAGAUGAUGACAAUUCGCCAAUUUGGAUGAAGAUUGGCUGUAAACCAACCCCCGUGUCGACUGAAAAAGAGUUCAAAAAGGAGAAUUACAAAAACAACCAAACCACUGACGAACAAGACAAGGAAACACCUAUGAUGAUUAGAAUAUAUCGAAUUGUCCACAGAGAAAACAACGACAGUAAUCCACUUUCAGUCACACUUAUCCAUGAACAUGGUGUGAACUCACUUCCCCCAAAAGAACUGUUAAAAGCAGGGACGGUCAAUAUCGUCACAACAGAUACUGAAAUAUUCAUCUGGAGCAGUGUCUCAGCUACUACUUUGGCAAAGAGAAUUGGUAACAUCGUCGCAGUAGAAAUGGCUAAGACCAUCAAACCAAUUAUAAUGUUGAGACUCAACGAAAAUGGAGAGGCUAUUUUGUAUAAAGAAAAGUUCAGCAACUACCCUGGAAUGCUCCCAAUUCAGACCGGAGGAGCAGCACCAGACAUCAAGAAGUUGAAUGCUACAAUUGAGAGAAGACCACAGAGAAACAUUGAAAUUAUUCUCGAUGAAAUCUCGAAACCUACAGUACCCAAUUUCACUGAGUUGGUAUUGAACGUUAAUGGUAAGAUGAUUUUCCAAGCAAUGAAAGAGACGACAAAGGGCGGAUCAUUCACAAUUAAAAGAAUCGAUGAACACGAAAUUGUUGUGUACCCGGAGACUUUGUAUGGACAGUUCUUCUCAAAGGACGCUUUCCUUGUGCAAUACACAUUCUUGCCUGAAAACUCCGAGAAGGCACAACACAUCUUAUACUUCUGGCAAGGCAGAGACGCGUCGUUGAUGGAUUUGGGAACGUUGGCACACAAAGUGGUGGAAGCCAGUGGACUUGUCGACACCUCGACACAAAUCAGAGUAGUCCAAGGAAAAGAGCCCCGCGAGUUCCUUGAGAUCUUCAAAGAGAAAUUCAUUGUGCAUUUGGGAGGGUACACAGAAUACUGUGAGAAGCGCCCAGCCGUUUAUGAAAUUAGAGGAAAAGAGAAAGGACUGUGCAAAGUUGUUCAAAUGCCCAUUCCAGAACAACUCCAAACGUUCACCAGUGGGAUGAAAUUAAUGCCUGGUUCUCUCUACCUUUUCAAAACACUUAAUAAGUUGUACUCCAUUGAAGGUUCACAAGUGAACGAAUUCCAAAAACAAAGCGCAGACAUGUUCAGUAAAACAGUCAACAUCCCAAUUGAAAAGAAUGAUGCAGAGGUGAAGGCGUUACUUGGCAAUUUCGAGUUUAUUAACGGAGUUGAGAAGACGGUCCAGAACUAUAACCAAAUCAGACUGUUCAAAUUCACAUUUUGGGUCACAUCAGUCGACUUGGAGGAAAUUGAACAGCCACAACAGAGCGACUUUUUUGCAGAUUAUGUGUAUAUGAUCGACGCGGGGAAAAUCUAUCUGUGGUUCGGUGCAAAGUCCAUUAACGAGACACGACGAUUCUCACUUCAAUUUGCACUUGAAGUGGCUAAGAGACGUGGACAACAAAGUGUAUUGAUUGAAACACAGAACGAAGAAAGCGUCACAUUUAGAGCAUUCUUUGAAGCUUGGUCUGACGCUAAUUUACUGAGAAAGAACAACUUAAGACAAAACUAUGCAGUAGCUCCAAAGAGUGUCAUUGAGACUAUUCAAAGUGUCAUUGAUGGGUCAUUCACAACACUGAAUGCGGCUUUGGACGGCGAUAUUGCAGUCGAAGGGAAGUCGAUAAAAUCCGUCAAGUUCCCAAGUGACCAAAUCACCAUAGAAGGAGUCAAGGUUGAUCGUAGUGUUGUAUUCCCAACUAUGGAAAAGAGAGAGAAAGAGACAGAGAGUGAUGCCAAAGUUUUGUUUGAAGAAUAUUGCAGAACACGUUAUACCUAUGCAGAACUCAUCACAAAGCCAAGACCAUUUGGUGUUGAUAAGGCAAUUCUUGAGACUUAUCUAUCUGACGAAGAGUUCGAAGAAAUUUUGGGCAUGAAUAGAGACGCUUUCUACAAGAUGAAGGGAUGGUGCAGAGACAAGUUGAAACAUGCUGUCUAUCUGUACUAA